Cinara cedri is the source of this 1725-nucleotide messenger RNA. The record is from the annotation of a GenBank genome assembly. Lineage: Eukaryota; Metazoa; Arthropoda; Insecta; Hemiptera; Aphididae.
AAUUCCGUUUAAACGUUAGACCUCGAGUGCUAAAUCUUUUUUUUGUGUUUAACAGUACAAAUAUUAUUUAAAUUGUCUUUAUUAAUGUAAGUUUUGUUAAUUUGUGCGCAAAAUGAAUAAUUUGUCUAUUAGUGAAAAAGCAUUUAAUCUUUUAAAUGGUGUUGUAUGUUUGUAUAAGCCAGCUGGAGUACCUUUAAAGGGUUGUCGUCACUCUUUGUUGUUAAAGCUAUGUCAAGGUAAGUAAAGUAAAAAAUGAAUAUCCUUUGAAUGAAAUAAUCAUCUAUUUAUAUUUACAGAUUUAAAUGCUUCGGGCGUUAGAUCUCCGGAAAAACGUGUUUUCAUUUCUGGAGACACGACAAAACAAUUAAGAAUUAAAGUAAAGCCCAGUUAUGCAGACGAUGUACUAGUUGUGGGUCCUAGGUUUCAGAGCGAAGACUUUAAAUGUAUUUGGACCACUCAUUUAGGAAUGCGUGUGUCGGGUGUCUGUAGUAUGAAUUCUGUUUUAAUUGUAUUUAAUUGUUAUUUAUUAUUAUUGUUAUUAUUAUUAUUAUUAUUUUUUUUUUUUUAUUAGUCAUGGGACUUAAUCAGGGAACUAAAAUGGCAAGAAAUCUUCAAAACAACUAUCCAAUACGAACGUACCAUUUACACGGCCAGCUGGGACUCAUGACUAAGAAUAUGCAUAUUGAUGGUCAAGUAGUUGAAAAAGGACGUUUUGAUUUUAUAAAACGAGAAAACUUUGAUAAACUCAUGUCUACAAUACAGGCAUCGAAUCAAAAGAAGAUGUUUCAGUAACUAAUUUAUUUAUUCUGUACCUAUUUAUAGCUUUUCUUAGUAUUUUUGACUAUAUUUGUUUGUAAUUUAGGCUUGCUCAGGUAGAUACACAAUCUCAAAUGGCAUAUGAUUUAGCUAUUAAAGGCUUGAUCAGACCGGUGUCUAAUAAAGAACCAUUAAUUUAUGGAAUUAAAUGCAUCAGCUUAGAACUACCACAUUUUAUUGUUGGUUAGUAUUACUAUUGUACAAUAACUUAUUUAUAACAUCAGUUAUAAUACAUAUUACACAAUAUUGAAUAAACAAUUUCAGAAGUUAAUAUUAUCAAUGAAUAUGAAAACUAUCUAUUAUCAUUAGUUCAUGAAAUUGGGCUGAAAUUAAGAUGUUCAGCUGCAUGCACUGCCAUACGUUGUAUACGGUAUUCUUCAUUUACCAUUGAUCAAGCACUUUUAAUGAAACAUUGGAAUCUUCAAUUUGUGUUAGACAACAUUAGAGAAUGCAAUUCUGUGUAUGCAAAAAUGCGUAAACUGCCAUCAUUUAUUACUGAAGAAUCUUAUUUUGAAAAUAAAGCAAAUCAGAUGAAUAUAUAAUAGUUUUAGUAAGCUUUGUAGAAUUUAAAGUAUUUCAUACUAUUACUGUUCUACUGUAUUUUACUCUGAAUUAUUUUCAUUUAUAUACUUAAUAUAAUAAAAUGAGUAAUAAUAAUUGUAUUAUAAAUGGAUUUUUGACUGAUUUAUUAUGUUUGUUUUAUACCAAAUAGAAUUUUUAUUUCAAAUAUACUGUUGUUUUUUAGUCAGGUAUAUAUUUUUAUUUUGUAUAGUCAUAUAGAUAAGUUUAGUUAUGCUGUAAUACAAUUCAAGAUGAUCACCUUAUAUGUUUUAUCACAAAUAAACUUAAAAAAAAAAAAAAGUUUUAAUUUUGAAGUAGUGUUCUGUUGUUAUAUAUUAUACAUUUUAA